Molecule: messenger RNA, 1430 nt
Organism: Klebsormidium nitens
Lineage: Eukaryota; Viridiplantae; Streptophyta; Klebsormidiophyceae; Klebsormidiales; Klebsormidiaceae
Source: the annotation of a GenBank genome assembly
GCGGUGCGGGCCCUUCUGGCACAACAGAUGACACCACGCAGUACGCCAAAGUCAUAAAAGACGCCGGGUGCCAGGUCGCGGUGUCAAAGCUGCGGGCCUCGUGCAGGCGCUUUCCACGUACAAUCGCUCUCUUCCGCCGAAAGCAGUCCGGCCUAGAGGUGAAAGUCGACAUUCCAAUCAAAACGUUCACGGCGGCACUGGAGGCAGCACAAGACGGUGACAUCAUUGAGCUGACGGGCGAGGUGGACCUGGCGUGGUUUAGCAUAAACAAGCGCGUCACGAUUCGCGGCAAGCCCGACUUCCCAGCACUCAUGUGCGAUAAGUGGGAGGCCUUCUCGUCAAAGGGGCCGGGAGAACUGAUGCCCUUCAUCGAGAUUCAGCCCUCCGCCUCGGGGCUCACUCUGGGCCCUGACCUCAUCAUCCACUCCUCGACCGACCGCCACCACGCCAACCAAACCGUGGCGGUCUUUGUAAGAGAUGGCACUAAAAACGUCGUGUUUGACCGCGUCACCAUCAACGGCGACGCUGCGCGCAAGAAGAAGAAGGCACUUGACAACACCGGCCGACAGGGGGGCUGUGGCGUGAUCUUUGGUGACGGCGCGAGCGGCGAGAUGCGGCAGUGCCGGGUGUUCCAUCACGAGCUGUCGGGAGUCCAGGCCCGCCUGGGGGCUCGCGUGUCCAUCCGUGACUGCGAGAUAUCGUCGAACGGGGAUAGGGGAGUUUGGGCAUACGGCGCUUCUGAGAUGUCCGUGGACGGGUGCACGAUCCGCGAGAACGGGCAGCAAGGCGUGGCCGUCAAUGCGCUUCCGGCGACGAUCACUCGGUGCCAUAUCUCGGACAAUUACCUGGAGGGAAUCCUGCUCGAGUGGCCGGACCAAGUAUCGGGGCCAGAUCAAUCGGCAGCCAGGAGGCGUAUCUGCGAGAAGGGACACGUGAUCAAAGACAACCACAUUGUACAAAACGACUUCGGCAUAGUGGUAGAAGACGGCGUGGCUGCGACUCUGGACGGGAACGUGGUUGAGCGGAACAAGGAGACUGGGGUCUACUUCGAUGAGGCACAGGGUCACCCAGUUGCUCCUCUGAGGCUGUUUGGCGAAGCUGCAAAGGGGAGGUCCCAUUCCAGUCCCUUCAGAAAAGACAUGGUGGGAAUGGACCACAGAAAUGAAAGGGAUGUUAAUCCAGGGGGUGACUUCCAGGAUCUAGAUAGAGAGUUCACUGUCGCACGGAGGGCCGGCCUAGCUGUUGUAACCAGUGCUUUCCGUGAAGGAUUUGACAUCAGUGAUGCUAUGGACAUUGCUACGGAGCGGAAAAAAUCCCUAGGUCUUCAUGGUGAGUUUGCUGUCAGAAAAUGUUGGGUGCCAACUCUGAAGUGGCAGUACCAAUCAAAGCGCUUCUGCCCUCUCACAAAGGGGAUGCUGCAGUGCACGUAA